This is a messenger RNA of Coccidioides posadasii C735 delta SOWgp, 417 nucleotides long. RefSeq lists its product as uncharacterized. Gene Ontology annotation, molecular function: transcription coactivator activity. Gene Ontology annotation, biological process: positive regulation of transcription by RNA polymerase II. The record is from RefSeq and is a predicted model, not a curated record. NCBI's taxonomy places the organism in Eukaryota, Fungi, Ascomycota, Eurotiomycetes, Onygenales, Onygenaceae. Gene Ontology annotation, cellular component: nucleus.
AUGACUGACUCCCCGCUUGUCGACGAGUCUCCUAUUUCGCCGACCCUAGAGCGGCGCAACUCGCUGGAGAAAUAUCUCCAGCGCCGUCCGAACCCCCAGGAGCUCAAGGACAGACAUAUCCUGCUGGACACAAACGCUGCACCAUCGCUCCAAGCUGCACAGCACGAACUCGCUCGCCAUCGCGCCAUGGACAGCCUCAAGCGGCAUCUAGAAAAGAGACCGGAUAGAGAUACUCUUAUCGAACGCAACAUCCUUCCAUCCUCCACCGCCGCUCCGGCCCUGCAGGCCCAUGCCAAAGAAUUGGAAAGACAUAUGGUGGCGGACUCGUUGGAGCACAAGAUCCAAAACCGGCCAAAGCCAGAGGACUUGAUUAAAUCCGGGAUUUUGGAUGAGGACGAGGAUCCGAGGAAGGUGUGA